AUGGAAUACAUGACUCAAUACCGAACUUUAGACAUAACUCUCAUCUGCUCAGUCCUUAUGCCAUGCAACAGUAAGACAGGCGAUUAUAUCUAUGCAGUCGCUUCCCUCUCUAGUUCGAAUCGCAUUUUCUACAAAGACAGAACACCGGUCAAAAAAUACGGAUUAAAAUGGAACCAUCCCAUGAAGCUCAACAUUCUUGAAUCUUCGGCUCAAAAAAACCAACUAACCUUAGUUGUCAAGAUCAAAUCUGUUGGCCACGGGCUACGUUGGGACAAGAAAAUCGCUGAAGUUAAAAUUCCUAUUAAAGAGCUUUUAAACGGCCGUGCAACAAAACAAGGUCGUAUUUACAAUGUACUUGGACGUUAUGACGAAUAUCAAGGAUACUUAAAAUUUACUUAUGAGUUUAGCCAAACACGUAACGCAAUUCAACCACAACCGGUUUAA
Messenger RNA from Erigeron canadensis, 444 nucleotides. Its product is annotated as protein SRC2 homolog. Bases 1 to 444 code for a protein of 147 amino acids. The transcript has a single exon. The record is from RefSeq and is a predicted model, not a curated record. NCBI's taxonomy places the organism in Eukaryota, Viridiplantae, Streptophyta, Magnoliopsida, Asterales, Asteraceae.